Sinocyclocheilus grahami is the source of this 1146-nucleotide messenger RNA. RefSeq names its product sialic acid-binding Ig-like lectin 7. The transcript has 7 exons. NCBI's taxonomy places the organism in Eukaryota, Metazoa, Chordata, Actinopteri, Cypriniformes, Cyprinidae. Gene Ontology annotation, molecular function: sialic acid binding. The record is from RefSeq and is a predicted model, not a curated record. Gene Ontology annotation, biological process: cell adhesion. Gene Ontology annotation, cellular component: plasma membrane. Bases 1 to 1146 code for a protein of 381 amino acids.
AUGGACACUGCAGAGAAAAGCAUUCUUUUCUGUUUUAUCUUACAAGCUGUUUGCUGUAGAGAUUUCAACAUCAGUCUGCCGCAGAAGAUCGAAGCUCUCAAUGGAUCCUGUGUGAUCAUAAAGUGCAGAUUUGAGAUUCAGGAUCAAUAUGACAAAGACCUCACUGAGAGAGCUACAGGACAGUGGUUCAAGAACGGGACUGAUAUGAACAAAAAUCUAGUGUUUAACUCAAGCACAUCAAGCCAUAACUCCUUAAUGAAAGGGAACAUAACUGGAAAAUUGAAAGACAAGAACUGUACCACUGUUUUUCAUGACCUCAGAUCAAAUCACAUUGGUCAAUAUUACUUCAUGAUUGAGGGUGAAGGUGGACUGAAAUGGACCUAUACAAAAACAAGUGUUUCAAUUCAUGUGAUCGACUCUCCCCCCAAACCCACAGUGCAGCUGUACGUGGAGCAGAAGGAGGUGCAGGAUCAGGAGGAGGUGUUGGAGGGGAGCUCUGUGAGUCUGCGCUGCUCUGCUGAGACUCUCUGCUCCUCUCCUCCACCAACUCUCACAUGGAGCUCCACUCCCAGAAUCCCCCUCAGUGAGAGCAGCAGACUAGAGGAGCUCAUCUCUGAUCUGAACUUCACUGCUACUCACCGUCAGCACAGAGUCACUUUCACCUGCACUAUAACCUACCAGCUACAGGACGAGAACAAAACAGCACAGGACAGCAUCACAUUACAUGUUCAGUAUGCACCUAAAAUCUCUCCAUCCUCCAGCUGUGCCAGAACUGAUGUAACUGUGUGUUUCUGUGAGGCUGAUGGGAAUCCCUCUCCUGAACUGGAGUGGCAUCUGUCUGGACGUCCUGUCACUAACUCUUCAAACACGUUCAUCAGUGAAGAGCGAUUGAGCAGCACAGGCUUGAGGAGCUCCAUCACUCUUCAUCAGUCUCUCACACACACAUCCAAUCUGCAGUGUGCCAGCAGAAACACUCAUGGCACUGCAAGUCAACUAUUUCAACUGUCUUCAUUUUAUUCUUCAUUAGGUUUGAAUCAUCUCUCUGUGCUGAUUGGAGUUGUUGUUGUGGCUUUGGUGGUCAUGAUGAUGUGUGCCAUUAUAUAUACAUGUGUACGAUUGUCCUCUAAGCAAAAGAUUGUCCUCUAA